AUGUAUUCCCCGACGAAACUUAUUGCUUGCACGCUGAUUUUUGCCCAGCUACUGGGCACCAUUUAUUGCGGAAUAUACGAUUAUACGGAUCGCUGGGUCCUCUCCGAUAAGGCGCAGAACUUCCCCGAAAACGCUGUUCUAGGCGGCAUUGAUUCGUACGGUUAUGAUAACUACGUGGCACGCGUCCCAUAUGCAAACUCUAUUGUGCCAGCCCGGGUAAGGUCCGAAACGGGAUACACAACUUUUAACACCGACUCCGUAGCUAAUCAGGCGAUUUCCUACGAGUUGCUGGUCGCCAAUGAGACCGUCAACUAUUACUGGGUGCGCAGCUAUGACGGCUUCAGGGAAAAGAAUUCUGUUUCCGUGGGUACAAACGCCUUGAACGAACGCGUUUACGUCUGCCGCGCCAGAACUGAUGGCGGCCUUUUCAUUGGCACCCUGUAUCUUGCGCAAAAGGUGUGUUUCAUCCGGUACGAGAAUUUCCCCAUGAGAGAGAUCAGUAAAUACGAGGUACUGGUCCGAAAAGUUACGCCGGCAGCGUGGAUGCCAUUUGACAAUCAAAUUAACUGA
Molecule: messenger RNA, 570 nt
Organism: Drosophila montana
Lineage: Eukaryota; Metazoa; Arthropoda; Insecta; Diptera; Drosophilidae
Exons: 1
Coding region: 1-570 (189 amino acids)
Source: RefSeq, a predicted model, not a curated record